AUGUGUUCUAAAUUAGCAGUUCUCGUUGUUCUGGCUGUAUGCCAAUGCGGCUUAGCUUGGAUCUUCAACAAUAUCGAUUAUAGAAUGUUGGAAAAAAGCCUUUUGGAAGAAAUGGAAGCAUCUGAAGAAGAUUAUGACUUGACGCCUGAAGAAUUAGCUCGAUUAAGAUUCAGUUUAAUAUACCCAGGUACAAAAUGGUGUGGUCCCGGUAAUAUUGCUGAUAACUACGAUGAUCUUGGCACAUCCAAAGAGGCUGAUUACUGUUGUAGAAAUCAUGAUAACUGCCCCGACAGCAUACCCGCUGGGGAAACGAGAUUUAAUCUCACCAACGACGCAUAUUACACCAGACUAAGUUGCGAAUGCGACGAAUCCUUCCGUCAAUGUCUGCGAAAUACAACCACGAGAUCAGCUAAAGCCAUCGGGCUCAUGUAUUUCAAUGUCAUUGGAACACAAUGUUUCCGUGAUGAUUAUCCAGUCACAGGAUGUAAGAGGAAGGGAGGGGACAAAAAAUCGAUCAGUUUCAAUGAUUUUGAACAAAUUCAAGGGCUACAGUUCUAA
This is a messenger RNA of Danaus chrysippus (African queen), 558 nucleotides long. NCBI's taxonomy places the organism in Eukaryota, Metazoa, Arthropoda, Insecta, Lepidoptera, Nymphalidae. The record is from the annotation of a GenBank genome assembly.